AUGGAAGAAGAAAGAAGAAAUGAUGUAACCUAUUAUAACAGUAAUAAUAUUCUUGAAAAAAAUGAUAAAUUUUUUAAUUAUUACAUAGGCCAGAAUAUAAUUAACGAAAAUGAGAUUGAUGAAUUUAUGGAAAUAAUAAAUAAAGAAUUGCCCAUUACUUUUAGGGUUUUAAAGAAUAAUAAAUUUAACAAUUUUAUUCAUGAAAAUAUAAAAAAAAAGUUAGAAGGCAUAUGUAAAAAUAAUUACUCUAUAACACAAUUAAAUGAAGAUGACCAGAUUUAUGAAAUUUAUUUAACAAGAUCACAAAUAAAGAAAGAUGAAAAUUAUAAAAAUUUAUAUAAUUACUUAAUAAAUUUAAAUGAAAGUGGGUAUAUAUUCAGACAGGAACUAGUAAGUAUGUUACCUGUUCUAUUUUUGAAAUUGCAAGAAAACUUUUUUGUUUUAGACAUGUGUGCUGCUCCUGGAUCAAAAACAGCGCAAAUAGUUGAUUAUAUGCAUUUAAUAGCUAAUAAAAAAAGUAAAAAUUAUUUAAUAAAUAAAUUUAUUCAAAAUAACCACGGCAAAUUGUAUAAACAGAUUGGGAAGGGUGAUGGCGAAAGUGGUGAAAGUGGUGAAGGUAGUGAACUCAGUGAAAAUAAAAAUGACGAAAAUAAAAAUGACGAAAAUAAAAAUGAAGAAAAUAAAAAUGAAGAAAAUAAAAAUGACGAAAAUAAUGCCUUUUCAGUGCUAAACGAUAGCAUUGAUACUUUCCAUAGUGCAAUGGAAAAUCCAAAGAAAGAAAUUGACGUUCAAGAUCCAAUAAAUGAAGAAAAUAUAUACAAAACUUACUAUAAUAUAUUAGAAAACAAUUUGUAUGAUGAUGAAUUUUUUAAGUAUAUUUUAAAUGCUGAUCAUAAUUUAUAUAAUGAAUAUAAAAAUUUAAUAUCAAAUAAUAACCCUACAGGAGUUGUUGUUGCAAAUGAUGCAAAUUUUAAAAGAUGUUGUAUGUUAUUUCAUCGUUUGAAAAAUAUACAUAGUAAUUGUUUAAUUGUAACAAAUAACAAUGCAGUUAGUUUUCCAUAUUUAUAUUUGAAAAAUAAAGUAGAUGAUAGUUUCGAGAAAAUAUAUUUUGAUUCAGUUUUAUGUGAUGUACCAUGUAGUGGUGAUGGGACAUUACGAAAAGAUCGAAAUAUAUGGAUAAACUGGAAUCCGUUAAAUGCUUAUAAUUUAUUUCAAUUACAAGUUAAUAUUUUAAAAAGGUCAAUUGAGUUAGUAAAAGAGGGAGGAUAUGUUAUAUAUAGUACUUGCUCAUUAAAUCCUAUUGAAAAUGAAGCAGUUAUAUGCGAAGUAUUUAAUUUGUUACAUAAUAGUGAAUCUUUAAAAUUAAUUAACUUUGAAAAUGAAUUAGUUAAAAAACUAAAUUAUAGAGAAGGCUUAACAGAAUGGAAACUAUUAAUAGAUGACAAAUGGUUUAAUACUUAUGAUGAAUUUAUUGAUUAUUUAAAAAACAUUCAACCUGAAAAAUUUAAAAAAAUAUAUGAAAAAAUUAAAAAUGGCAUGUUUACACCUAAUAAAGAGUUUAUGGAAAAUAUUAAUUUAAAAUAUGUUAAAAGAUUUUUUCCACAUCAUUAUAAUGCUGGCGGGUUUUUUAUCGCUUUAAUUGAAAAACGUGGACAAGUCCAAUGGAAAGAAAGAAGUAAACAUGAUGUGAUAAAACAUAUUAUAAAGGCAAAAGGGGCCGAUUUAAAUGAAUUGGAAAAAGAGGCAACCAUUCGUAGGUAUAAAAAUAAAAAAUCAAAAAAAAAAAAAAACAAAAAAAAAAAGCAAAAUGAAAAGCAAGAUGAAAAACAAAAUGAAAAACAAAAUGAAAAACAAAAUGAAAAACAUGGAAUAAACAAAAAUAUGGAUACUUCUGCCAAUGAUAAAAUUAAUAAUAUACACCAUUCUGAUGAAAUUUCUGAAGCUAUCGAAAAAGAACAUAAUGAUAUAAUACCCCACGAUAACCAUGUACAAACAGAAAAACAAAUUAUAGGAAAUGAUGAAAUAACUAAAAGUUAUAAUAUGGUAGGUAGUGAUGAAUUUAUGAAUGAUUAUAAUAUGGUAAAUAAUUUUGAUAUAAUAAAAAAUAACAAAAAUGGAGAAAUGGAUGAAAUAACUGAUAGUUAUAAUGUAGUAGGAAGUAGCAACAUAUUAAGGAAAAACCUUCUGAUUCAAAACUCAAGUUCAUCAGGAUAUGAUAUCAUAGAAUUGAUAAAUAAAAAGAGUGAAGAAAAAUUGAACGAUUACAUAGGCAAUAAUGUUGCCAAUGAAAAUGUAAAUGAAACAAGUUUUGAAGAAAUGGAAAAACAGAAAGAAGAAUACGAAGAGGAAGAAAAGAAAGAAGAAAGCGACGAGGAAGAAAAGAAAGAAGAAAGCGAAGAGGAAGAAUGGGAAGAAGUUGGAAAAAUGGAAGACAUAGAAAAGGUUGAAGAAGAGAAAGUCAUAAUGGUAAACAUUGAUAAAGAACGGUAUACAAAUUACGAAUAUAAAGACGAAUUCAAUUUGUGUGUUGGUUCUGAACGAUUGAAAAAACAACAAGAAUAUAUACCUCUAAAUUACUACGAAAGUUUAUUAAAAUCAAAUGAUUUAUUAAAUAAAAUAAAAACGUAUUUUAAUUUAAAUGAUGAGUUUUUAUCAAUAAAAGAUAAUUUAUAUAUUCAUUUGAAAGAUGAUAAUAAUUCUAGUAAGUUAGGAAUUAAUGACAGAAUAAAUUCGAGUAUUAAAAAAAUAAAUUUUGUUAGUAAUAAUACUAAAAAUGUUUUGGAAAGUUAUACCAAAAUAAAAUUAAAAAUUAUCAGUGCUGGAAUAACAGUAAUUCAAGUGGAUAAAAAUAAAAAAAAUAAUGUAGAAAAUUAUUAUAGGAUUAAUUAUAGUGGAUGCAUAAAUUUUAUGAAUUUUUUUAAAAAUAUAGAUGAUUUUUUAUUAAAUACAAAAUAUAGGCAAGAUAUUAUUAAAAAUUUUUUUUCUACUGUUUAUGAAAAUAAGGAAAGAGUAUUUGAUUUUGAUUCAUAUAUGAAUAAAUUAAUAGGAGAAAGAAAAAGCGUGAUGCAAAAAAGUAGUUCAAAUAAAAAUGGAAAAGAAACAAAAGAUGAAUUAGAUGAAAACGUAUUAUGUAAAAAAGAAACUGAAAAUGUUACUCCUAUUUCUAAGGAUGAUAAAAAUGAAACAAGUCAUAACAAUAUUGGUCAAGAAAAUAAUAGCACACUUGGUGAUACAAACAUUAUAUGGGUCAAAAGUGAUGUCAUAUUGGAUCUAAUAAAAGUAGAUAAAUCAAAAAUAAAUAGCAUAACUAAUGAGACAAUAAAACAAACUGAGCAACUAAAUAAAUAUUCACCUAAUGUAUUAUUGACAUUGAAUAAAAAUAAACAAAUUUUAGCUAUUCCAUCGAACAAAGGAAAUAUUUACGUGGAUAUUACAAUUGAUAAAAAUUCCAUUAUGAUGCUUCCUUACGUAUUAAACUAA
Messenger RNA from Plasmodium yoelii, 3480 nucleotides. Its product is annotated as methyltransferase, putative. The record is from RefSeq and is a predicted model, not a curated record. Gene Ontology annotation, molecular function: methyltransferase activity. Lineage: Eukaryota; Apicomplexa; Aconoidasida; Haemosporida; Plasmodiidae. Bases 1 to 3480 code for a protein of 1159 amino acids. The transcript has a single exon. Gene Ontology annotation, biological process: RNA methylation.